GGGAAAACGAGAUAAACAUUGGAAAUGAUCAUGGUAACGCUUGCCGGCCGGCGUGGUUUUAAAUUUAUUGCAAUAAUAGUGUGUAUUUUCUUAUCAAUACAACUUAUAAAAUGCAAGAAAAGCAAUUCUCGUAACUUAAUUGAAGAUGUGAUUGAUGCCAAAGAGUUGAAGAAAUUGUGUCGGACGAAAAAUAAUGUUUUGAUAUUAUUCACUAAAGGCACUAAAGAAAGUAGUGAGCUUUUGAAUAUUUUCUCCAAAGCAGCAGAAGAAAUCAAAGGUCAAGCUACUCUUGCUAUAGUCGACUGCUCUGGAGAAGCUAAGAAAUUAUGUCGAAAGUUAAAAAUUUCUCCAGAACCCCAUAUUUUAAAGCAUUAUAAAGAUGGUGAUUUUCAUAAAGAUUAUGACAGAAAACAUACAGUACAGUCAAUGGUCAAUUUUUUGAAGGACCCAUCUGGAGAUCUUCCCUGGGAGGAAGAUGAUCGUGGGAAAGAUGUUCUUCACAUUUCAGAUGCAAAUAUAUUAGGCAGGUUAUUGCACAGAGAAAAAAUGCCAAUUAUGGUAAUGUUUUAUGCCCCAUGGUGUGGCUUUUGUAAGCGAUUGAAGCCUGAAUAUGAAGCUGCAGCUGCAGAAUUAAAGUCACAAUCUAUCCUGGCUGCUAUGGAUGUCAAUAAACCAGAAAAUGCUGUAGUACGACAGCAUUUUAAUAUUACUGGCUUUCCCACCCUUUUAUAUUUCGAGGCAGGCCAACUCAAACAUAAGUAUGAUGGAGAGAAUAACAAAGAAAGCAUCAUAAACUUCAUGAAAAACCCAGAAAACCAACCUGAAAAGCCUAAAGAAGUUGAAUGGUCUGAUACUCCAAGUGAUGUUGUUCAUUUAACAGAUGAUUCAUUUGCAUCUGUAAUGGAAGCAGAAUCAUCUGUACUUGUCAUGUUUUAUGCCCCUUGGUGUGGACACUGCAAAAAGAUGAAACCUGAAUAUACAGCUGCUGCAGCAAGUUUAAAAGAUCAAAAUAUACCUGGAGUACUUGCUGCUGUUGAUGCAACAAAAGAAAAGACUUUAGGAGAACGUUUCAAAAUAAAUGGUUACCCUACAGUGAAAUAUUUUGUGAAUGGGGAAUUCAAAUUUGAUGUCAGUCUUAGAACAGCCGAUAAAAUAUUAGAAUUUAUGAAAGAUCCAAAAGAGCCUCCCCCUCCUCCCCCUCCUGAAGUUCCUUGGAGUGAAGAGUUAAGCAAUGUAGUUCAUCUAACUGAAGAAGAUUUUAAGCCUUUCUUGAAGCGCAAAAAACAUGUUCUGCUUUUAUUCUAUGCACCAUGGUGUGGUCACUGCAAAAAAGCAAAACCAGAAUUUCAAGCUGCCGCUGAAUACUUUAAAGAUGAUCCAAAGGUUGAAUUUGCUGCAUUGGAUUGUACUGCUCAUAGUAGUGUAUGUAGUGCUUAUGAAGUAAAAGGAUAUCCUACCAUAAAAUAUUUCAGUUAUUAUAAAGUUGAAAAGCCAUAUGAAGGAGGGAGAAUAGAAAAAGAUUUUGUUGAAUACAUGAAAUCUGCUGUUGAUGGCACACCUUUGCCAACUCAACCACCACCACCCUCACCUGAAGUAUGGUGGUCUGAAUUACCAAAUGGAAGUCAUGUGAAAGUUUUGUCUGAAGCAGCAUUUGAGAAAGAAAUUGGUUCCAAAGAAUCUGCUCUUGUUAUGUUUUAUGCACCAUGGUGUGGCCAUUGUAAAGCCAUGAAACCCGCUUUUGCAGAAGCUGCUGCCCUUUUAAAAGAGAAAAAUCCAAACUGCUUGUUAGCUGCAGUAGAUGCUACAGUUGAAAAUACUCUUGCUUCAAGGUACUCUGUGAAAGCAUUUCCUACUAUAAAACUCUUCAGGUGAGUAACAGUUAUGUUCAUAUUGUGGGUAAGUUUUGAUUUUGUUUCAAUGGAUUUUGAGGAGAACAGGCAAGUUUUUGAGGAGUCAUUAGUGUUUAGCCUUUUA
Uloborus diversus is the source of this 1974-nucleotide messenger RNA. Its product is annotated as protein disulfide-isomerase A5-like. The record is from RefSeq and is a predicted model, not a curated record. Gene Ontology annotation, biological process: protein folding. The transcript is spliced from 21 exons. The coding region runs from base 25 to 1872 and encodes 615 amino acids. Gene Ontology annotation, molecular function: protein disulfide isomerase activity. Gene Ontology annotation, cellular component: endoplasmic reticulum. Lineage: Eukaryota; Metazoa; Arthropoda; Arachnida; Araneae; Uloboridae.